AUGCGCCUUCAACCACCCUCCGGAACUGGUACGCCAGUCACCGAACCAGUGAAUACCCCAGUGCAAGAGGUGAUCGGUGAAAUCUCCGACGAUGUCACCAGCGAUGUGCCCAAGCGAAUGGCCAUUAUCGGCAUGUCCUGCCGCCUACCAGGAGAUGUUUCUACGGCCGACGAAUUCUGGAAUCUCUGCUCUCGAGGCCGAAGUGCUUGGUCGCCAAUUCCCAAGAACCGAUUCAACCCCGAGUCCUUCUAUCACCCCGACCCCGAUCGACCAGGCUCGUUCAACCCAGUCGGAGCCCAUUUCCUAACAGAAGACAUUGGCCUGUUUGACGCGCCUUUCUUCAAUAUCACCCUCCAGGAGGCCCGGUCAAUGGACCCGCAACAGCGCAUUUUGCUCGAAUGUGUGUAUGAAGCCCUUGAAAACGCGGGCAUUCCGAACCAUGAGAUCACCGGGAAGAAGGUUGGCGUCUUUGCAGGUGGCUCAUUCCCCGACUAUGAAAUCAACAACACAAGAGAUAUCGAAGCUGUUCCUAUGUACGCUGCAACGGGAACGGCUAUGGCAUUGCAGGCGAAUCGAGUUUCGUAUUAUUUUGACCUGAAUGGGCCCAGUGUUACCGUCGACACGGCUUGUUCUUCUAGUCUGUCUGCUUUGCAUUUGGCUUCUCAGAGUAUCCGAAAUGGCGAAUGUUCAUUGGCAAUUGUAGGAGGUUGUCACUUGAAUAUAGUUCCCGAGGCUUUUAUCUCCAUGACCCGUUCUAGACUGCUUGCCGACACUGGUCGGUCAUAUGCUUUCGACCACCGAGCCACUGGGUUUGGCCGAGGCGAAGGCGCAGGAUGUAUCAUAUUGAAGUCUCUCGAAGAUGCAGAGGCUGCUGGUGACGCUAUCAGAUCUGUAAUUGUCAACAGCGGUAUCAACCAAGAUGGACGCACCAGGGGUAUCGCGAUGCCGAACGGCAAGGCACAGGAGGCAUUGAUCCGCCAAGUCUAUAAAGAAGCACGCAUCGAUCCGGCCUUGGUAGGAUUUGUCGAAGCCCACGGGACAGGUACCAAAGUUGGAGAUCCCCUCGAAGCUACAGCAUUGAACGCCGUCUUUGGAAAAGGACGCACACCGCGCCAACCUUUGCUUGUGGGAUCCGUGAAAUCGAACAUUGGUCAUACGGAAGGAACAAGUGGUAUUGUGUCUGUGAUCAAGACCGCUCUCGCCCUUGAGCGUGGCUUCGUACCCCCGAACUGCAAUUACGAGAAGACAAAUGAAGAGAUUCCCCUGGAUAAGUGGAACAUGAAGGUUCCCAAGAAGCUGAUGCCAUGGCCACGUGGCAAGCCCUACGCAAGUGUGAACAACUUUGGAUUUGGCGGGACCAAUGCCCAUGUUAUUCUCGAGCGUGGCCCUCGACACGAAGGCGACCUUUCACAGAACAACGAUCCGCUAACGCGCAAACUGUAUGUUGUCUCUGCAUACGACAAACAGGCUGCGCUUCAGCUUGGCAAGUCGAUCGGAUCGUAUCUCGAUCUUCAUCCACCCGUUUUCGACGACAGCCUUCUGGGAAAUCUGGCAUAUACCCUUGGCGAGCGACGAUCGUUCCUCCCAUGGAGACUGGCGGCCUCUGCGAGUGUUGGACAAGCGCUGACUGCCGCCCUUUCGAACAACGCUGAGCCCAUCCGUUCAUCUAAAGAACCCACCGUCGGCUUUGUCUUCACCGGACAAGGUGCGCAAUGGCACGGUAUGGGCAAGGAACUUCUGAGCUCCUAUCCGAUUUUCCAGCAGACCAUGGAAGAUGUGGACGUUUGCUUGAAGAAGCUCGGUGCUACCUUCUCUAUCAUAGAUGAACUACUCUUGAGCGAUCCCAGUGCAAGCUCAAUCUCGGCUGCAUACAUGAGCCAGCCUGCUUGCACUGCAGUUCAGCUGGCAUUGGUUGACUUACUGGCAUCAUGGGGAAUUCGCCCGAAGGCAGUUGUCGGCCACUCCAGCGGAGAGAUUGCAGCAGCCUAUGCGGCAGGCAUUCUCAGCCUCGAAGAGUGUGUUCGCGUGGCAUACUCUCGUGGAGUCGUAGCCAACCUUGUCGCAAACAACGAGCUCAUCAAGGGCGGCAUGUUAGCUGUGGGGGCUAGUGCCUCCGAUAUCCAGCAGAUCUUGGAUGCCAUGCGAGGCAAUCGUGCUGUCAUUGCCUGUGUGAACAGUCCCUCCAGUGUGACUUUGUCUGGAGAUGCGGAAGUUAUCACGGAUCUCCAGACUGCCUUGGACAAAGAAGGGAUAUUCACUCGCCGACUGCAGGUUGAAGUUGCCUACCACUCUAAUGACAUGAAGAUCGUGUCCCAGGAGUACCGAUCUUUGCUUGGCAAGAUUGCUGCCCGGGACUCGGAUAUUCCGUUCCAUUCCACCGUUCAUGGAAAGUUGGUCCCUGGAAGCAGCCUGGGUGCCGGAUACUGGGUCGAUAACUUGGUCUCCCGCGUUGAGUUUGUUGAGGGAUUGAAGAGCCUUGUGACCGACACACGGGCAAAUUCACCAAUCAACACCUUGGUUGAGAUUGGCCCUCACCCUGCUCUUCAAGGUCCAGUGAAGGACAUUGUCCAGCAGAAUGCCCCGACACUCAAUGUGCAAUACCUCCACACAUUGAAGCGCAAGGUCGAUAGCAUCGAGGCAGUGCAGAACCUCGCUGGCUCACUGUUCACGCAGGGCUUGAACCUCAACUUCCAGGCGAUCAACUUCCCGAACGUGGCCGCAACAUCAAGAAAGCCAGCUCUUUUGACGAAUCUGCCUAAGUACCCCUGGAACCACUCAGAGAGAUACUGGUUCAGCUCACGGCUUGGUGACAACCAUUUCCAUCGCCAAUUCCCCCGAAGUGAUAUCCUUGGAUCGCUCUGCAUUGAAAAUGUCGACUUCGAGCCCCGAUGGAGGAACAUCAUCCGCGCCGAUGAUCAUCCCUGGAUCCGAGAGCACAGAGUACAUGAUAGCAACGUAUAUCCCAUGACCGGAUUCUUGGCCAUGGCCAUGGAAGCCAUCUCGCAGCAUGCGAAACUGCACCAUAUCUCUCCAGGCAGAAUUGAACUCCGCGAUAUCUUUAUUAACCGCGUCCUCACAAUUCCGGACAACGUUUCAGUCGAGACAAUGCUCAGCCUUAAGCCGUCUCGCUCUGAAGCACCAAGCAAAUCAGUACUCGGCUGGCACGAGUUCAAAGUUUUCUCAUGGGCCGAGGGGCGCGGAUGGGACCAGCACUGCAAUGGCUUCAUCAUGGUACAGGAAGCUAAGGAUGUCAACCCAGUAGAUGGUUCUCGACAGGCUCUUGAGAAGACUGCGCGGUUCACGCAACAAGCAUUGGACAUGCGGAGCUCAUGCAACGCGCCGGUGGACAGCAAGAUCCUAUACGAAACCAUCAGUGGCGGUGGUGUGCAUUACGGCCCACUAUUCCAGGGACUGACUGACGUCUCUGUUGGUGAUUCUCAAGCAAUGGCAACCAUUCAUGUCCCAGACACAACGGCAGUCAUGCCUCAUCAGCAUGAGUCUCCCUGCAUUGUGCACCCUGUGACGCUUGACCUAUGCAGUCAAAUCAUGUGGGUACUACGUGGGUACGGUCAGCCUGGCCCGCAAAUCACCCAUGUGCCUUCGCAUGUCAAGCAGGUGUCGGUUAGCCUGAGCCAGGAUAUCCGCGCUGGCACCGUUCUCCAGCUGUAUGGCAGCCAGUCAGGCACUGAAUCCGCGAGCAACCCCCACAAUAACCGCAUCUUCGCCACUGAUCCCAGCAACCCGGCAAAUAAGCUCAUUGAAAUCAACAAUAUCACUCUCGUGCCCAUCUCAAACGAUAUCGCGGGCUCUAAGGAGAACUCCCCCGAUCAGAUUUGCUACAAACUACAAUAUGAGCCCUGUUUCGAUUUCCUCUCGGCCGAGGACUAUCGACAUCUUCCUCGGCCAGAGACUGAUGUUACCCAGGGAAUCAAGCGCAUGAAUCAACUGGAAUCUGUGGCGGAGCAUUAUCUCACACAAAUGCUCAAAUCGGUGUCAGAAGAUGAGGUCUCUACCUUUGAGCCGCAGCACCGGCAGUUCUACCGAUGGGCACAGAAGAUGUGUGAACACGCUGGCACAAAGGAUCCCUUGCCGCUUGAUCUCCUCGAGCAGAACAGGACUGUGAAUAGAGCAGGUGAGCUGACUUUCCGAGUGGGCGAACUACUGCCCCAGAUCCUCAGAGGCAAGGUCGAUGCCUUGACUGUUCUGCUGGAGGAUGAUGGCAUUGGCGGAUACUACAGUGACCUCGACGCUCUCCGCGAGGCCUAUGCCAACGCCUCUGUCUGCAUUGACAAGAUGGCGCAUCAGAACCCCGAGCUCAAUGUUAUUGAAAUUGGUGCUGGCACAGGUGGUGCAACAAUGCCCAUUCUACAAAGUCUGGGCGGAGGCGAGCCGGGAUCUACGCCCCGAUUUGGCCACUAUACCUACACCGAUAUUUCCCCUGGCUUCUUCGAGAAGGCCAAGACUAAGUUCGAGAAAUGGGGCCAUCUCAUGACUUACCAGACUCUGGAUGUUUCGGCUGACCCCACAGCUCAGGGCUUCACAACGGGCACGUAUGAUGUUGUCGUUGCUUGUAAUGUCCUGCACGCUACCUCCGACAUCAGCCAAACGAUGGCAAACAUCCGAGCUCUGUUGAAGCCUGGUGGCAAGAUCAUGCUCAUUGAGGAAACCGUCCCAAAGGCUCGCCAUUUCCCAUUCGCACUGCUCUCUGGAUGGUGGUUGGCCAGUGACAAAUUCCGCAAGGAUGGCCCUCUCCUCACUGUCGAAGGAUGGAGCAACGUGAUGAAGGAGAACGACUUUACUGGUGUUGAUAUGUGUGUCGAGGAGUACCCUGGAGCCUCCUUCCAGUCGGGUUGCCUGAUGACAUCCACGGCUAACAGUCCCAUUACCGGGCCGGUCAACCCUGGUGAUGUGGUGAUUGUUGGAAUCGACUCAAUUGGCAGUCUAUCAUCUCUGAGCCUGGAAGCCGGUAUCAAGGGGAUGACUGGUGUCAACCCUAUAACUGCCAUGGACUCUGACGAGGUUGACGUCACAGGAAAAUGGUGCAUCUUCCUUGGAGGCAUGGAUCGUUCGAUUCUAUCGCACCUCACCGAAUACAAAUUCAAGGCUCUGCAACGUCUUCUGAGUCGGGCUCGAGGUCUGCUGUGGGUUGUCCGCCAUAGCAAAACUGACCUGGAGUCCCUUGGCGCGAACAUGGCAAUUGGUCUCGCUCGCACUGUCCGAUCAGAGACUGGACUGCAGUUCGCCACGCUAGAUUUGGGCGAGAAGGAAGAUAUGCCCGACGCCGAAGCCGUGAACCACAUGCUCAAGGUCUUCAAGGGAGUCUUCUGCCAAAAGUCACAGCUGAUGCAGAAUGACUGGGAGUUCGUUGUCCGCAACGGGAAUGUCUGCGUCCCUCGUCUGGUGGAUAAUAACACCUUGAAUCUGAGUGUUCAGCAAGAGACCCCAGAAGCACCUGCGCAGCUGCAGCCAUUUAAACAAGACCGAGCUUUGCGCCUCGCUGCCGGCGCCGGGCGCGGCCUCGACGAGCUUUACUUCACAGACGAUGUCUCACGCAACGGACCCUUGCCUGCCGACCACAUUGAGAUCCGACUUUGCAGUACCGGGCUAAACUUCAGAGAUGUGUUAAUGGCCAUGGGCCAACUUCAAGGUGACAGACUCGGGCAGGAAUGCAGUGGAGUUGUUACCAAAGUUGGCUCUGCGGUCUCCGACUUCAAGGUUGGAGAUCGCGUCUGCGCAAUGUCACCCGGGUGUUUAUCGACGUACACUCGAUGCCCUGCUUCCGGGUCGUGGGUGAUCCCUGACAACAUGCCAUUUGAGAUUGCGGCCUCGAUCCCCGCCGUAUUCUGUACCGCCUACUACUCUCUUAUCGAUCUCGGACGCCUGGCAUCAAAUGAGAGCGUAUUGAUCCACGCUGCUGCAGGAGGCGUCGGCCAAGCGGCAAUCAUCAUUGCUCAGAGCGUCGGUGCCAAGAUCUUCGCGACUGUCGGUAGUCUCGAGAAGAAGAAUUUCCUCAUGGAAACCUACCAGCUGAAGGAGGAGCAGAUAUUCUUCAGUCGUGACAUCUCCUUCGCUCAGGGUAUCCAGGAUGCUACUGGUGGGCAGGGUGUGGAUGUUGCUCUCAAUUCGCUGAGCGGUGAUGCUUUGCAAGCUACGUUCGAGUGCGUUGCUCCGUUCGGUCGGUUCAUUGAGCUCGGCAAGCGAGAUAUCACGACAAAUUCUCGCUUGGAGAUGGCCCACUUCAACAAAAACCUGUCAUUUUCUUCUGUUGAUUUGGGUAUGGUCAGGGAGAAGCGUCCUCAGUUAACCAAGCGUCUGCUGCGUGAUGUGUUCAAGCUGUUUGUCGACACCAAUGCGCAGGAGAGGUGGCCGGUUACUACCAUCCCCAUCUCAGAGGUUGAGACUGGGUUCCGGGCUUUGCAGGGUGGACAGGUAGUUGGCAAAAUGGUUGUCCAGUUUACCGAUGAUUCCAUGGUCAAGGUCCAUCCCGCUCGCAGAGACGAGAAUCUUCUCCGCGCCGAUGCGUCAUACAUCAUUGUCGGUGGAACUGGUGGCAUUGGUCUCGACAUUGCUACCUGGCUCCCAGAAAAAGGAGCUAAGAACAUCAUCCUGGUAUCGCGCAGUGGUCCCAAGACCGAGAAAGCGAAGGAGACUAUUCAGGACAUCAUUCGCCAGGGUGUCAACGUGGAAAUCUGUUGCUGCGAUGUGGCGGAUAAAAAGAGCGUGGAGCACAACCUUGUGCCUCUUCUCGCUCGUAUGCCCCCCGCUCGUGGUGUCGUAUUUGGCGCUAUGGUUCUCCGGGAUACACUGUUCGAAAAGCUCAGCUUCGCAGACUACCAGACCGUGAUGAUGCCCCGAGUGCACGGAAUCUGGAAUCUCCAACGGGCAUUAACAACCACCAACGGCAGCGUAGACUUCUUCAUCAAUCUCUCCUCCGCAGCCAGCUUCGUCGGCAACAUGGGCCAAUCCCCCUACGCCGCCAGCGGCACCUUCAUGUCCGCGCUAGCCCAGUACCCGGAAACCGCCAAGGUGCGCUUUUCAACCAUCGACCUCCCCGUGGUCCGCGGAGUCGGCUAUCUCUCCGACGACCAAAAGCGCGAAGCAAUCACCAAACAACUGGGCACCGAAUCCGUCGACGCGCGCGACAUCCGCGGCCUCGUAACAUCCGCUAUCCGCAACGAGUUCGACGUCUCCUGCGACGGCCACUGCGUUGCCGGCUUCGAAGCUGUCAAAACAACACCAAUCAACGAGCAACCCUUCUGGGUCAAUGAUUCCAAACUCUCGCACCUUCUGCGUCUAUCCACCCUCGCUGGCGCGGGUGCAUUGGCCGAGUCUGCGCAGACCUGCGCCGAGAUCUCCCCGGCUGUCGGCAUCCGACAGGCGAAGACCCGUGAGGCUGCGUCUGGUGUUGUUGGUAGCGCUGUGUUGAGUAAGAUCUCUAGUAUUCUGAUGCGACCGCUCGAAGAGCUUGAUCCUGCUUUGCCGAUUUCUGUUUAUGGGUUGGAUUCGCUCGUUGCUAUUGAGAUUCGGAAUUGGAUUACCCGGGAACUGGAGGCUAAUUUGCAGAUUUUGGAGAUUUUGACGAGUGAUUCCGUACCGGCGCUUGCUGAGACGAUUUUGAAGAAAUCGGGCAUUCUCACGCCGGAGUUGAAGGCUGAUUGGGGGCUUGCCGCUUGA
Messenger RNA from Penicillium bovifimosum, 7674 nucleotides. RefSeq names its product type I polyketide synthase. Gene Ontology annotation, biological process: fatty acid biosynthetic process; secondary metabolite biosynthetic process. Gene Ontology annotation, molecular function: phosphopantetheine binding; 3-oxoacyl-[acyl-carrier-protein] synthase activity; fatty acid synthase activity. Lineage: Eukaryota; Fungi; Ascomycota; Eurotiomycetes; Eurotiales; Aspergillaceae. The transcript is spliced from 6 exons. The record is from RefSeq and is a predicted model, not a curated record. The coding region runs from base 1 to 7674 and encodes 2557 amino acids.